This is a messenger RNA of Fusarium sp. VM40, 1011 nucleotides long. The record is from the annotation of a GenBank genome assembly. Lineage: Eukaryota; Fungi; Ascomycota; Sordariomycetes; Hypocreales; Nectriaceae.
AUGCAGGCUGCUAAACCCUUCAUUCUCUUCUUCAAUCCAGUCAGGCAUGCCAAAGCAGUGUACAAGAAGCUGGAGGAAGUCGCUCGAGUCGAGGUGGUAACAAGCACCAGCAGAGAGCAAUUUUUCAAGGAUGUUCAGGAUAAGUACAAGGACAUCCGUGUAAUCUACAGGACUUCAGCAAGUGGUGCUGUUGCUGGAAACUUUGAUUCCGAGUUUAUUAAACGGCUUCCCCCAAGCUGUAAGUUCAUUUGUCAUAAUGGAGCUGGUUACGAUCAGAUUGACCCCAAAGCUUGUGCCGACCGUGGAAUUACCCUAACAUAUGCACCUGACCCCGUCACCAACGCAACAGCUGACUUGGCUGUAUGGCUAUUGUUGGGUUCAUUGAGACAAUUGAACCCGGCCCUCAACUCUUUGCGCCAAGGCAACUUCAAAACGGGCAUUGACUUUGGUCGCGAUCCCGAGGGAAAGACUCUUGGUAUCUUAGGUAUGGGGAGGAUUGGCCGCGCCAUCAAAUCGCGGUGUGAACCCUUUGGCAUUGUCACGCAAUAUCACAACCGCUCCGAAUUGAGUCCUGCCGAGGCGGCUGGGGCCAAAUACGUUUCUUUUGAUAAGCUGAUUGCCGAAAGCGACAUCAUCAGUAUCAAUGUCCCUCUAAAUGCUGAGACAAGGCAUCUGAUCAACGCGGAAGAGAUCAGCAAGAUGAAGGAUGGCGUCAUCAUCAUCAAUACAGCUCGAGGUGCCAUCAUUGACGAGAGUGCACUGGCUGAUGCCCUGGAUUCAGGUAAAGUCGCAUCUGCCGGCCUAGAUGUUUACGAGCAUGAGCCUCAAAUUAAUGAGCGUCUCAUCAAGAACGAACGGGCACUGCUCGUGCCGCACCUGGGAACGCACACAAUUGAGACUUUGACCAAGAUGGAAUCAUGUGCCAUGGAAAAUGCACGUCGAGCUGCGCUGGGACUGCCGCUAUUGACGCCUGUACCAGAGCACGCUGAGAUUCAGUCUGCUAGGUCUUGA